AUGAUUAGUCUUUUGAGUGUAGCCGUGCUCUUGGCAGUCGCUGGUCUCGUCUAUACUUGGCGAAACUGGUAUUGCCAGCCAGCACCCCAGAAAGUGCUUCCAGAAAUCGGACUCGACAAUCUGAAAGCGCUCAAUGUGAAUCACGAGCUGCGAAGUGAGUUUCUGAAGCUCGUUCGCGACGAUGGUGCGGGAAGCUGGCCGCCAGUGGCCCGUCAUCACAACUGGCCCGCUGCCCUGAGCGCAUACAGCAGAGUAUAUGCUGAAGUUGCGCGCCAUCUGGCAACUCCGGAGCCAUCGCUCGAUGACGAGUUCAAUCUCAAGAGAUGCGCCGAGUUUCGUACGCGCAUGCGUGCAAGCCUUGAGCAGCAUGUGGAUGCCGAUGCUGUCGCCAAGAGUCUCCAGCCCGUCUUGGAUGACGAUUGGAGCGAGCUGAGCCGCGACUCUUUCAAUGGCUUUUAUUCUUGCGUUGCCUGCCUUCGACACGCCUAUCGAUGGGCAACUAAUCCGGUCGUUCGAGUGGCCCAAAACGAAAAGCGGUUGGCAUUCCCGCCUGAACUGGACCUGGCAUGGUCUUUUAUUCAAAAGAAACUCGACAUUACUUCGCCGAGCGGAAACGCUGUAGCAAACAUUCUUUGCAACUUUGAUGCUCAAGGCAAACUUACCUAUCGGGUCAAUGAAGGCUUGUCUGCCGAUGUACUGCGAACUGAGCUUGCUUGGUGCAAGAUCUUUAGCAAGUCUGAGACUCUGGCCACGCCAAUGUACUGCGGCAUCAUCCGAGCCAUGAUGAGCUACCAGCAGGGUGACAAAAGAGCCUGCCUUGGCUACACCGAAGCCGUGUUUGAACAUCUUCGGCAGCUCAUUCUCUAUCUAUAUGACAACAUGAACGAUCCCAAUGUCUCCCGUGCCAUCUGGGUCCGUCAUGUAUCGGGAAUACACAGCUGGGGCCUGACAUCAGACUCGGAAAAUGGCCCAGUAGAGUAUGGUGGGCUGUCUGGUAGUCAGACGCUCAUCUUCCUGGCCGUGGAUGCGUUUCUCGGAAUGAAGACCUAUCACUCCAAAGAUGAAGCCAAGAUGCACAUUUCCAGAAACAUGCGAAAUGUGUCUGCAAUGAUGAACAAGUAUUGCUUUCGACCUCAGCUGGCCAAGAGCGGCUCACCCGAGGACUUGGCCAUUAUCGAAGUCAUGGAGCGCAUUGUCAAGCAAAUGCGAACAUUUCGAGGCGUACACAAAGUGCGAGCCGUUCGAUUCCUCUCUGCCCCCGCACCAGAGAGAGUGCCAAUGACGGCUGCCCUCUCUGUUUUGGAUGACAAGGAAAAGGACAAUGAGAAACACGCAUCGGGUGAAGACGCGUACGCUUCUAUCGAUGGACUCCUAACGAAGCGACUCAAUCAAACAGUUUGA
This is a messenger RNA of Beauveria bassiana ARSEF 2860, 1401 nucleotides long. RefSeq lists its product as uncharacterized. The record is from RefSeq and is a predicted model, not a curated record. The transcript is spliced from 4 exons. Gene Ontology annotation, cellular component: cytoplasm. Gene Ontology annotation, molecular function: metal ion binding; indoleamine 2,3-dioxygenase activity; heme binding. NCBI's taxonomy places the organism in Eukaryota, Fungi, Ascomycota, Sordariomycetes, Hypocreales, Cordycipitaceae. The coding region runs from base 1 to 1401 and encodes 466 amino acids. Gene Ontology annotation, biological process: 'de novo' NAD+ biosynthetic process from L-tryptophan.